CACUAGCAUUUCCUAGAAAAGAACCGAUCAAUGGCACCACUGGGAAAUGUGACUCUGAGGAUUAAGUGUAAACAGGCCAGGGCCGGGUCGAUACCUGAACACUACAAGAGUGGACGUCUUGGAGUCUCUCCAGUCAAGAGCCUACAAGAGCAGAGCAGAACAUCAACAGGUAACCAUCAUCAUGGCCGUGAUGUCAUCAGUGCCUCAGUUGUUGGUGCCGUCAGCCCUCCUCUCUCAGCACACCAUGUCAGUUUGUCGUGCUCGUACAACGGUGGACUUCAAAGAGAACAACCUGGUGGGGGACCUCGUGGAGACAAUCACAGUCAAUGAUGGCGUAACCCUGACGUUGGAAACUUCCUCCAGCAACUCCUUCACUCUGGAAGGCAACCGGCUGUUAGCGGCUAAGGUUCUGGACUAUGAGACUUCCAAAAGUCAUGUCGUCAAACUGGUGUGCUUGGAUGGAGGCACGGGCCAGAGGUUGACCCUCAUCAUCGCUGUAAUUGUGAUAAACGAGAACGAUAACCCGCCAGUCUUUGAAGGAAAAUCCUAUCUGAUCAAUGUCAAGGAGCUGAUUCCUGUAGACACACCUAUUGACGAACGCUUUCCCGCCACUGAUAAAGAUGAGAAUACAGUGCUAUACUACACACUGACGUCCGAAACCAAUUACUUUAAACUGGCGUCACCCACCAACCCAGAACUAGUCAUACAGAAUGUUCUGGACUACGACAAAGUCCAACAUGUCCAGAUGGUCUUGUAUGCUCAGGACACGCCCUUAGCAGAAUCUGGUGGCAAGGACUCAUUCACCGCCACGACCACCAUCAGUGUCACUGUCUUAGAUGUGGACAACAGGCCGCCGUGGUUCAAGCCCUGCACCAAACACGUGAUGGCCGGAGCCACCAUCUGCCAGAGUGCCGGCUACACCAGCUGGGUGGUCUUAAAUGAGCAGGAGGCUGAACCGUUAACACUGAAGCCAGGUCCACUUUACGCCAUUGAUGGUGACACUGGGAUCAAUGAAGCCAUAAGAUAUUCGUUCCUGAGCGGAAAUGAAGAUGGCCUGUUUGAGAUCAACCCAACCACUGGGAAUAUCAGCAUGAUGAGGGCGGCUGAUGUGGUAGACACCAUCACUCUAACAGUUCUGGCCGCUCAGACGCCAAGCAGUUCUCAAUUUACAACCACCAGCCUAACCAUCAGCGUCCAGGUGAAGAGCCUUCACCGGCCACAGUUUCAGAGGCUUCAGUAUGAGGGUGUGGUGUCAUCAGUCGGCGCCAUGGCAACAGACCCGGCAAACAAGGACGAGCCGCUGCGGCUCAUUGCCUUGGACGAGGAUUACGCUGCAGCUGGGGGUAUAAAUCCUCACAUGGUCUAUCAUAUUAAAGGGAGUGACGACUUCACUAUCAUCAAUAGCUACUUAUUCAUGACCAAGGACCUCCCAGAGGCCACAUUAUCUCUACAAGUGGAGGCGGUGGACACUUCAAAUGACCAGAAAGCAACAGCUCAGCUAUCAGUGGAAGUGAAAUCAGAUGGAGUGAUGAUCCCGUUGGGUGAAUUCAGAACAGAAGACAUGGCGGCGCUCGGGGCAACGCUUGGGAUUCUUCUCUUCGUCUGUCUGGUGGUCAUUGGAGUGCUUGUCUGUCGCCUUCAAAAGGGAAAAUCUGACUGGAGGAAGAUUCAUGAAGCCAGCGUGUUCCGAAGCUCUCUGGGCCAAGGCUUAGGAGGCCAGAAGGAGGGCAUCCAGUACACCAAUGAGGCUUUCGAGCAUGAUGAAGAUGGAGGCAGUGUGGGCUCAGGGGGGCCAGAUGCCAUCGUGGUGAAGGAGCUGGAAGGAAGAAGUGACAGUUUUGCCGUCAAGUCUUCUGCAGCGCUGACCACUCUCCUUGACGAUGACGUCAGCCUCACGGGCUCCGACAAGGCUGACAGUGAAAAGGAGGUGAAGCCCAUUCUGACGAAGGAGAGGCGCAUGGAGGAAGGCUACAAGGCAGUUUGGUUCAAGGAGGACAUUGAUCCAAACGCUAAGGAGGAGGUGGUCAUAAUCCCAGACAGCAGGGAAGACGACAGUGAGGAAGACAAUGAGGAAGCUUUAGUUAGGGAGGAAGAGGAAGACGAUGAUGACGAUAUCCCAACUAAAAGCUCUAAGAUGGGCUUUGUGGAGGCGGACCUGGACAGUGGACUUGGAGUGAAAAUGGAGGACCCAGCAGAGGACUCAGAGGCUGACGAAAUUGCGGACGUUGCUCUGUGAGUGGGAGGAGGGCGCAGCAGGAGGCGCCCAUAAUAAAAGCUGAUCAUUGAUAAGCUGAGUCCUUAACAUUCAGCCUUAUCGGACUCUCAGAACCAUGAGUGAACAACCUCUUCAUAGGUGGUACUGUAGCACAACCAGCAUCCAUUUUAAAAACUUAUAUGUUCAAUAAGCAUGAUCUAACUAGCAAAAUCCAGUGUCAGGGGAACAGAAAGUGCUAUGUAAAUCUAAAGAAUUCUAUCCAUCCAUCCAUCCAUCCAUUUUCCUCCGCUAAAGAAUUGUUAUUACUAUUUAGUUUUUGCUUUAUUUUGGAACACUGGAAGUUAGUUAAUCAUCAUCCUCGAUUGCUGUUGUUUUGGAACCUGAACAAACUGUUUAAAUUAAAAGUUCUGUAAAUAAGAAUGCGAUUUUUACUGUUAUGUACAAAUAUAAAAUGAUCAAGUGAAAAUAUGAACAGAUUGGUGUGAACGUGAUUAUUUUUACUUUAAUAUAAAUUCCCUGUACAGCAAAGAAUACCCAGAAGUACCUCCGAAGUCCACCACAGUAAUGCCACAA
Molecule: messenger RNA, 2788 nt
Organism: Doryrhamphus excisus (bluestripe pipefish)
Lineage: Eukaryota; Metazoa; Chordata; Actinopteri; Syngnathiformes; Syngnathidae
Source: RefSeq, a predicted model, not a curated record